Molecule: messenger RNA, 279 nt
Organism: Lactuca saligna
Lineage: Eukaryota; Viridiplantae; Streptophyta; Magnoliopsida; Asterales; Asteraceae
Source: the annotation of a GenBank genome assembly
AUGCUAGUACCUGACGUUGCUGACCCUGAGGACACUCCGUCCCCAAUAGUCCCAAUAAUACUUACACCUAUGGUUUCUGAGGAGGAGCGCAUGGAGGAUGAGGCUGAUGGAGCUGAUGGUUUGGACCCUUCCAAGCCGACCGAGGAGGACUACACCCUAGCAACGCAAAGCACAUCAACUCUGACUACGAGUCGGAUGAGGAGGAGGUUGCCGGAGAGCAAUAGCGAGCACAGGAUCUUGGUCGACAACUUCCAUGCCAUAGGAGAUGCUAGUACCUGA